Molecule: messenger RNA, 718 nt
Organism: Balaenoptera musculus (blue whale)
Lineage: Eukaryota; Metazoa; Chordata; Mammalia; Artiodactyla; Balaenopteridae
Gene: ASCL3
Product: achaete-scute family bHLH transcription factor 3
Exons: 1
Coding region: 56-601 (181 amino acids)
Biological process (GO): regulation of transcription by RNA polymerase II; developmental process
Molecular function (GO): RNA polymerase II transcription regulatory region sequence-specific DNA binding; protein dimerization activity; DNA-binding transcription factor activity, RNA polymerase II-specific
Source: RefSeq, a predicted model, not a curated record
UCUUUUGAUCUGGCCAAAUUAAUAAACUUGGUUCUGUUUCCAGGCUAAAGAGGAAAUGAUGGACAACAGAAGCUACUCCAAUCUGCCACACAAACUGCCUGUCUUCACUGAUUCCACCCACUUGCCACUGACCAGGUCCAUCUAUCUGGACCCCAUGAUCAUGUUCCACCUGUACCCUGAGGGCCCGGUGCCAUCUCCUUACUCUGAAGACCUGUCAUUGCUGCCUUUUUCCAGUGACUCUCUGAUCAUGGAAGAUUAUGGGGAACCCUGUGCCUUCUCCUUCCCAAUGCCUUAUCCAAAUUACAGAAGGUGUGAAUACUCCUACAGGCCAGCCUUUAUCCAGAAAAGGAAUGAGCGGGAAAGGCAGCGGGUGAAAUGUGUCAAUGAAGGCUAUGCCCAGCUCCGACAUCAUCUGCCAGAGCAGUACUUGGAGAAACGACUCAGCAAAGUGGAAACCCUCAGAGCCGCGAUCAAGUACAUUAAUUACCUGCAGUCCCUUCUGUACCCUGAUGAGGCUGAGGCCAAGAAUAACCCCAGGAAAGUUUCCUCCAUAAUGGCAACCACCAGCCGCCACACUGACCCCAUUUUUAGAAUCAUUUGAUUCCGUGUUUCUAAAUAGAAACAAAUAAUUUCACAAAAUGUGGUUCCUUACAUCAUUUGAUAGUUUUCCUAAUGGAGUUUCUGGGUGAGCAGAUAAUAGUUCAAAUGCUAAGCUGUG